This is a messenger RNA of Culicoides brevitarsis, 330 nucleotides long. Its product is annotated as bolA-like protein 3. The transcript has 2 exons. Bases 1 to 330 code for a protein of 109 amino acids. Gene Ontology annotation, cellular component: mitochondrial matrix. NCBI's taxonomy places the organism in Eukaryota, Metazoa, Arthropoda, Insecta, Diptera, Ceratopogonidae. The record is from RefSeq and is a predicted model, not a curated record.
AUGUUGAAGAACAUUUUCCGAGGUCCCGGAUCGAGAUACAUUUCCUUAUUUUCUCGUGUCUGGUCUGGCAACUCCACACAAGCAACAAGCAACAACUCGGAAGAAGUCUUGAAGAAAAUUUUGGAAGAAAGAUUUCCAAAAGCUGACAGAGUCAAAGUUGAAGAUGUCUCCGGCGGAUGCGGUGCAAUGUACGAAAUUUUUGUAGAAAGUGUAGAAUUUAAGGGACUGAACACGGUGAAACAACAUAAACUUAUAACGGAAGCUCUGAAGGAGCAAAUUAAGGAAAUGCAUGGAUUGAGAAUACGCACGUCGAUCCCGAUUGGGAAGUAA